CGCGUGAGUGUGCGCGCGUGGGCCGAUGACUGUAACCCAGGUGUCUCAACUCAGAGAUUAGAAGAGGCUAAAUAUGCUGAGAAGUCAUUCCAGUCACAGUGGGCCCAUAGGGACUAGUUUUUCAUAAUAAAACCAGUUAAUAGCUGUUUGAACUGGUGGUCUGACCUCCGCCCGCAGGAGCGCACAAACCGAGACAACGCUGUCCCGCACCACGGCUGUGUGAAAUCAGAGAUGGGGUCCACAGGACACGUCUGCUCGGUGCUGCUGACAGUGUUUCUGCUGGGGCUUCAUCACUCCUCGGGUUUCUGGAUCGUCAACGUCGUCUUCCCGCCGAACGCCAAACCGAGAGCACCAAGUAACAGCACUCCGCCGCUCAUUAUCGUGCCAGGGAACUUGGGGAACCGUCUGGAAGCUAAGAUAGACAAGCCAACAUUAGUCCACUGGCUGUGCUACAAGAAAACUGAACACUGGUUCCCCCUGUGGAUUGACCUCAACAUGUUCAUGCCUAUAGGUGUAGACUGCUGGAUUGAUAACAUUAGACUUGUUUACAACAGGACGACUCGGCGGUCAUCCAACUCACCAGGGGUGCAGGUGCGGGUGCCAGGAUUUGGGCAGACAUAUCCCAUCGAGUUUCUUGACUCGAACAAACUGGCUGGUUAUUUCCACACUAUGGUGCAACAUUUGGUUAACAUGGGCUACACUCGAAAUGAGACAGUCAGAGGAGCGCCAUACGAUUGGAGAUUAGCACCCAAUGAGAAUGCAGAGUACUUCACAAAGCUUCAGGACCUGGUUGAGGAGAUGUACGACCAGUACCAGCAGCCUGUCUACCUGCUGGGACACAGCAUGGGCUGCCACUACGUCCUCUACUUCCUCAACCACCAGGCACAGGCCUGGAAGGACAAGUACAUCAAGGGCUUCAUUUCCCUGGGAGCUCCAUGGGGGGGUGCUGUUAAACCACUUAGAGUCAUGGCAUCAGGUGAAAAUGACGGCAUCCCAAUGAUCUCCAACAUCAAGAUCCGUGAGGAACAGAGGAUGGCAACAACUAAUCCCUGGAUGCUGCCGUCAGAUAAAGUCUGGCCAAAGGACCACGUGUUUAUCUCCACACCUACCUUUAACUACACAAACCAGGACUACCAGCGCUUCUUCACAGACAUCAAUUUUGAGGAUGGCUGGUAUAUGUGGGAGGACACCAAGAAUCUCACUAUUGAUCUACACCCACCUGGUGUUGAGGUGUGGUGUAUGUAUGGCGUGGGGCUUCCAACUCCGAUAACGUACAUUUACGACGAGGACUUUCCAAACGUGGACCCAGUGGACUUUGUUUACGCCGAUGGGGACGACACAGUGGACAGCUUUAGCAUGAGUCUUUGCAAACGUUGGAUUGGACAGCAGAAGAAGCCUGUCCACAUUACAGAGUACCGAGGGCUGGCCCACCUGGACAUGGUGUUCCAUGAAAAGGUGCUCAACCAAAUCCAGAACGUCCUGGAGGGCAAUUCAGACACACCCAGAGAGGUUGAUGUCCGAUAUGAAACUGAAGAAGUAGACAAGAACAUUUAAGAUGUUAAAAAAACAGAAACACAUGGAGUACUGGAUUUUUACCUAGUUUAUAUUUUAGUAUGUUCAAGUAUAAAAACAAAACAGCACAUAAACAUAGCUCUAGCAUGUAUUAGCACCCCUCCCAGCCAAAGUAAGUGCAGCAGGUCCAAACUAAUCUAACCUUGAUCUAAACCAAAGGCUCAGUACUGGCGGUGUGGGUUUGUCUCUGAUUUGUUCAUUUCUCUUUCCAAGCUGUGUAUUUUGUUUUACUUUCUUUAUAUUUUAUGUUGAUUAUAAUGCAACUUAGAGUGGUAACAUUGGUACACUAACAAUAAUAAUGACAACAAUAAUAAUAAUGAUUAUCAUAAUUAUCACCACAAUGAUUAGAAAGCAUACAUAUUUUUUUGGUGGAGAUUUUUUUCUGUUUUGGUUUACUUUGAGGAUGAAUUGAUCAUCAGUCAUUCAUUGUGCACAUACACACACACACACCCAAUGACACAUACUUGUCACAUUUAUUGGGUAGUUAAGACUGAAUAAUGAAUAGCAGCCUAUUUUGUUAUGAUGUCACCAGUAUUUCUGUGUGGAUUUAUAUAUUUUUAGGUAUAUAAAUUAUUAUAUGAUCACUUUAUCCUCAGGCCCUUAGUACCAUCUACAUGCACAGUAAACCAAUAAUGUGUGUGUGAAAUCAAAGGAAUCUUUUAUAUUUACAUGUAAUAUGUGAAAUGUAUUUGUAUGGUUCGACUUAUAAUAAAGCACCUACUAUCACAAAAGUUAAUGUGUUAUAUGGUGGACUCAAGAAUGGUGCAGAGGGGGCAGUUGCCCACAUGUUUGAACAAAACAAAACAAAACAAAAAAACAUGACCAAGUGCCCUCCGAGAUGCCCUUUCUGUGGAGGAAACGUGAUGAAGUGCCAUAUAAUAAGUUAGAUUCGAUGUGUCUCUAAAUGGUUAAGUAAAUAUAUUUCCUGUAUAGUUGUUUUAACUUUGAAUCUGAGUCAUAUAAAAAAACAAUUUUAAUCUUAA
Messenger RNA from Scatophagus argus, 2555 nucleotides. RefSeq names its product lecithin-cholesterol acyltransferase (gene lcat). The transcript has 7 exons. The record is from RefSeq and is a predicted model, not a curated record. Gene Ontology annotation, molecular function: phosphatidylcholine-sterol O-acyltransferase activity. Bases 232 to 1554 code for a protein of 440 amino acids. Gene Ontology annotation, biological process: lipid metabolic process. NCBI's taxonomy places the organism in Eukaryota, Metazoa, Chordata, Actinopteri, Scatophagidae.